Molecule: messenger RNA, 1133 nt
Organism: Rubroshorea leprosula
Lineage: Eukaryota; Viridiplantae; Streptophyta; Magnoliopsida; Malvales; Dipterocarpaceae
Source: the annotation of a GenBank genome assembly
CACAUGAACUUCAUCGAUCAAUUGUUUACAGAAGAAAAAUGGAGGAGACCAAAGCUAGAUGGAACAUGCUUUAGGCAAAUCACACAGAUUGAUAAUGAGCUCCUCACUGCUACUUUUUUAGAAUAGGAAAUUAAAGAAGCAAUAUGGAAUUGUGAUCCAUCUAAAUCCCCAGGACCAGAUGGAUUCAACUUCAGAUUCAUCAGGACAAUGUGGGAGGUUAUAAAAGCUGAUAUAAUCAACUUUGUACAGGAGUUCCAACAACAUGGCAGGCUGGUGUUACCUAAGGUGAUUGGGGAGCAGCAGAUGGCUUUUAUUGAAGGAAGGCAAUUAAUGGAGGGAGUAGUGAUUGCAAAUGAAAUUAUUGAUGAAGUCAAGAGGAAAAAGAAGAAGGGAUUUCUAUUUAAAGUCGACUUCGAGAAAGCCUACGAUAAGGAGUGCUUGAAUUCGAUCUCGGUCUCUAUUCUAAUCAAUGGCAGUCCGACGAAUCAAUUCCCGGUUAAUAAGGGCAUCCGUCAAGGAGAUCCAUUAUCCCCUUUUUUAUUCUUGAUUGUGGUAGAGGGACUGAAUGGACUAGUGUCAUCGACAGUGGAGAAGGAGAGGUACAAAGGAGUGGUAAUUGGGAGUGGAGAUGCGAUGGUCACACACCUUCAAUUCGCGGAUGACACAAUUUUCUUUGGGGAUGCAACGGAAGACAAUAUUUGGGUGAUCAAAUGCAUUAUGAGGACAUUCAAGUUAGCCUCAGGGUUGAAGAUUAAUUUCAGAAAGAGCCAGUUGAUUGGUGUGGGAGUAGAUCAAAAUUGGUGUGCUAAAAUGGCAUAUCAAUUGUGUUGCAAGGAAGGGAAAUUGCCAUUUAGGUAUUUGGGAAUCCCAAUUGGCGGGAAUCAUAGAAGAAGAGCUAUGUGGCAGCCUAUGGUGGAGUCUGUUAGAAAGAAGCUAGCAAGUUGGAAGGGUCGGUAUCUAUCUAUGGGAGGCCGCAUCACGCUCAUCAAUUCAGUGCUAUCAAGUCUGCCAGUGUUCUUGAUGUCUGUCUAUGUUAUCCCAAAAGGUAUAAUUCAUUCCAUUGAUAAACUACGUAAAAGCUUUUUAUGGGGGGGGGAAGGGAGAUGAGAGAAAAAUAAAUUGGAUUAGCUGGG